Phoenix dactylifera (date palm) is the source of this 4313-nucleotide messenger RNA. Its product is annotated as L10-interacting MYB domain-containing protein-like. The record is from RefSeq and is a predicted model, not a curated record. NCBI's taxonomy places the organism in Eukaryota, Viridiplantae, Streptophyta, Magnoliopsida, Arecales, Arecaceae.
CCACCUCCCCCUGUGCUUCGGAACCGGAGGAGUCCGAGGAAGGGAGGAAAAAAUGGAAGCUUUGUGGAAGGAGCAGGGCUUCCUCAGCUGCUGUGGUAGCAAAAGAUUCGCGAGAGAGAUGGCCGCCGCGUCCCCCUUCUCUGAUCUCGAUCACGCCCUCCAAUCCGCCAGAGAAAUUUGGUUCAACAAGAUUGAUGUGAAUGGAUGGCUCGAGGCGUUCACCGCUCAUCCGGCGAUCGGCGCCGCAUCCCCCUCCAUCUCCCAGUGGACCAAGGAAGAGCAGUCCACUGCGCUGGCUACUGCUACCGAUUCCACUAUGGAGGAGUUGGUCUUGUGGAAUGCUCGAUACAGGGAGAAGUUCGGGUUUGUGUUUCUGAUAUGUGCGUCUGGGAGGGCCGCACCAGAAAUCUUAGCUGAGUUGAAGAAACGUUACCUGAAUAGGCCCAUCAUUGAAUUUGAGCUAGCAGCAAAGGAGGAGAUGAAAAUAAUUGAAUUGCGCCUUGCAAAGCUUUUCGAGACCCAGGCCGGAAUGACCCCAUCUGUGACUGCACAGCUUCCUGUCAGUCAAUCAAAUAAACCUGGAGAGAUCAAGUUAUAUGUGGCAAACCAACAAAGGGAGAGACAUGUAUUGAUUCCUAAAAUCAAAGCCCACUGGAAGCCUGAGUUCCACAAGUUAUUUGUUACUUUGUGCCUAGACCAGGUUGUAGCUGGAAAUAAACCUGGGACACAUCUAAAUAAGAAGGGUUGGAAGUAUAUUAUGGAUGAGUUCUACGAGAGAACUGGCAUAAGGUAUGACAAAAAGCAAUUUAAGAACCAUUGGGAUAGCAUGAAAGACCAGUGGAAAAUUUGGAGCAAGUUAAGAAGAAAUAUUCCUGAAGGUGGAUGGGACCCAAAUACUCAAACAAUUAACAUGAGUGAUGAAUGGUGGUCUAAUUACUUACAGAUGCACCCGGAGGCCGCUCAAUUUCGUUACAAGGGGCUCCCGUUAGCUGACUUAUUGGACACAUUAUUUUCAGGAGGUGUUGUGGGUGGGGCCAUCACAUUGGAACACUCUCAAGGUAUCAUGUCAAAUGUUGAUGCAGAGGGUCCAUCUCAACCAACCUCGAGUCCAGAUAAUAACUAUGUUCUCCAUGAGGCCAUUCCUGAAAAUCAGGUGAGGAGUCAAGAAUCACCAACUUUGUCUCAGGGUGAGUUCGAAAAUGAACCAUUAUUGCAGCGUAGGAGGAUGAAUCAAGAUCCACCAAUCUCGCUUUGUCAACGAAAGAGAGAUUUAGGAUCCUUAAAAUUUGACAGACAACGUUAUCAUCCCUAUGAGGUGAUGGAGUCAAGGAGCACAGCAACAUCUGCCCUUAGGGAAGAAUACAGCAUCAGAGAGUGCAUACACUUGUUGAAUGAGAUGUCAGACAUACAGCAAGGAAGCGAGUUGUACAUGUUUGCCCUUGAUGUCUUCUUGAAGGAAGAAUACAGGGAGCUCUUUAUUGCAUUAGGUUUGCCUAAAAUGCGACGUGCAUGGUUAUCUCGACAACAGAAUCUUGCUAGUGACUGACUGUAGGUACUUUGUCUAGUCUUCUUUCACAAUAGCAUCCUUUUUAAAGCUGUCUGUGUUUUUUCUUUUUUCAGUGGUACUACACAUGAUAUUAGAUAUUCAUCAAAUCAUAUUAACUGCCUUGCUUUGUUUUAGCACUCUUUACAUAUUUGUUUAUUUGUAUGGCAUGUUUGGAAUGAAAUGCAUGACAUCCAUACCAUGAUUUGGCAGUUUCUUUAUGACAGUCCUACCCACUGCAGCUCUAUGCCAAAUUUCUUAUGUCGUAGGUAUGGAAGGCCUGCUAGAGUAUGAUAUGCAUGGAUCACUUGGGUGUCUUUUCCUAUUUUACAAACUGGCAGAAUUUUCUCAUGCUACACAUGUACUGCAACAAGCUAAGUGUGCAAGGUUUUCAGACAUAAAAUCAUAAUUCAUUCCUUUUAUCUUACACAAAUUGCAAUUGUAUAAGAUACAACUGAGGACAUAUAAUAUGUGUUUGACAACUAAAACUAGAUAGUUGAGAAGGAGAAUCCAACAUGGAUAACGAAUUCUUGGAUUAUCUGAGGGAGAUUCAAACAGUGCUUUUGUUUGGUGGCGUUAAAUCUUUAUUAAUAGGGUAAGCAACUGAAGCAUGUCUGGUCAACUGGUGCAAGGAAAAUUGUUUGAGAGGAAUCAUUACCUUUGUAAAUGGGUCUGUCAAGAGCGGACAUGUAAUGUAUACAAUUUAUAGAAGCAAGCAAAUAAUUGUUGUGGAUGAAAACAAUGUAAAAAGAAAUUUAGUUUGAAGUAAGACAAUUAUCUUUUUAAUUAUGAUAUUUGAAGUGCCAUGAGCAUGCAUCCUGUGAUACUAGAAUUAAACAUAUCUGUGAUUGACUUCCAGUAUUUGCAAGAAUCAAUUCAUGUGAUCCAUUUGAUGAUAAGGAUAAAAAUGAUUUAUGCUGAAGUUUUGUAAGAAUCACCGUAUGUGGCAUGGCAUCCUUUGGGUGUGUUAUCUACUUACCAAUGAGGAGCCAUUCUCAUGAGUUCAAUUGAGAAGAUUUUAUAGCGCCUAUAACCAUGAUGUGCAUCAUCACUUACUCCUUUAUGCCCCUUGGCUAACUGGCUUCUCUCCUGACUAGGACAAGGAAGGGAUCGCCUAUUGUUGUUAUGUCACAGUAUGGCAGUGACUAGGGUGAAGGGAAGAUAAAAGGAAUGGCGGAAAGGAGGAAGACAAGACUUGUGGCAUAUGGUUCAUGCCUGUAAUGAUGAUCGUCCCAUUUUCCUCGCAUUCUUUUUCUGCAUGUAUGCUUGGUAUCUUAGUGUCACGUUGUUUUUCCUAUUGCAUUUAAAGGUUUUCCAGCCAUUCUUUUCUGCGUUACAUGUGGUUUUACAUUUAUAUGUGGUUUAGGUGACUUUUAAUGCGUACAUACAAGAGAAGGCAUUGCUUCCAAACAGGCAGGUUUUGCCUUUAAUAUAUCAAAGCAUCAUUGCACUACAAGGAACAUUGUCUAAUAAUCUUUGAACUGGUUGAAAGUUAUAACUGAAAAUUCUAUUAAUCCUGAUCUGCAUUCCAUUCUGUCUGAUAAGAUGUGAUCGGUUAGGAUUUGUGGAAUCUCCUGAAAAGCUUUGUACUGACUUUUGAGGGUCGUGCUAGCAUUCUAGUUUGUUGUUAGAUUUGAGCAAAACUCAGAUUGGAGAAGAAUAUGGCCCUUGGGUUCCCUUUAUUGGAACGUUUCAGCAUUAUUCUGUAUUGCUAUCAUAAUUCUGGUUUAUGUUUUACAGUAUGCUAAUCCUCCUGAGGUAAAUUAUGACCUCUCCUUCUUUUGAUGUUCUGUUUGGCUUUUGAAUGUUUCUUGGUUCGAUCUUUUGUAGAGUCCACAUUUAGUCCUGGAAAAAUAAAAAUAUUCUAUUUUGUUGACAAGUUCCAAUUCCAUUGUUCCUCAAACUCAGACUGUUUUGUGUUAGUUAAGCUAAGCUCUGUUUAAAUGAGUUGGAUCAUUUUAAUCUCCUAGUUACUUGGAUAAUUGCACUGCAUGACCUUUUUUAAACAAGUCCGCAUUCGUAAAUAAUUUAUACAGGUUUAUUUGCUUCCUUUUGUUUGUGCUGAUGAUGUAUCAGCAAUACCAAGUCAUCCAAGCAUAACCCAUAUUCAAUCUGUUCUAUUUGGUUUGGACCAACAAACUAAUUUCUUCAGCAAGAAUUUAUAGCUCAGUUUAUUCAUUUACAUUGUUACUGACUGGUUCUAGUUCAUCCUGACAUCUCAUUUUUUGACCCAAAAAAGAUUGUAUUGGCAUAAUUGGAGCACAUCUUACAGCUGUUGCUAAGGCGGCUGCCAAUAAAUCCCCCGGAAAUUACAAGUAACAGUCAACACACCCACCCUCCAAUCACAACCCAUGUCUUGGAUGUUGCUCGUGGCACUCCUGCAUCAGGAAUGGAGGUACACCCAGAGAUGUGGAAGGACACCCAAUGGUGUCCAUCAUUCACUGGCUGAGAUUCUAGCAUGUGGAUGUUCCUAGGUUCUUCAGUCACAAAUACUGAUGGUCGUAGGGGUCCUUUGAUGGGCAUUGUUGAUUAUAUCACACCUGGGUUUUAUCGAAUCAGUUUCAAUAUUGGCAAGUAUGUACUCUCUGGUUUUGUUAAUUUAUGUUAGCAUAGUAUUUGAGGUCAGGGAGAACCAAAGUUCAGAGCAUUUUCAUGUUCCUUUUUUGUAUUCACCCUUCUUCACUACAUACAGGGGUAGCUAGAUAAGGAAUCAGUAUUGUAUCGCUUAUUGCAAUUCAAAUAAUCAGGCUGCAGAACUGUUGAUGCUUAA